Molecule: messenger RNA, 1659 nt
Organism: Maniola jurtina (meadow brown)
Lineage: Eukaryota; Metazoa; Arthropoda; Insecta; Lepidoptera; Nymphalidae
Exons: 10
Coding region: 1-1659 (552 amino acids)
Source: RefSeq, a predicted model, not a curated record
AUGAGUUAUUUAGUUUAUUUGAAAUUCUGGUGUGUUACACUUUUAUUGUGUCAAACGGCGUUAGCUAAUUCUAAUGGCACCACAAUUUUAUCUCGAAGGAAGAGAUUCAUUAUUUUUGCGGAAGGAAGUUCUUUUCAAUUAGUUUUCUGCACGACCUAUCCAGCUGUGAUUACAAUAGGAGAUAUAAUUGUGUGGGGCAACACAGCCGCCUUGGCCUUCGAGCUACCACAAGACCCAUAUUCCCCCUUCAACCACCUAGCCGAUCCUCUUCACAGAAGAAUGGAUACUAAAACGAUCUAUUUCACAGAUUAUAAUGGGAAAAUUAUACACAAAGAACCUUAUAAGAGGAAGUUUAUAGUAAAUCCGGCGUUUGCGAAGCGUAGCGUGGAUGGAUAUGUACCCCACGAAUACAAAAUAGAUAGAAGAGAAAUGCACGCCCCGAAACACACGCGCGAGUUUUUGAAAGGGGACCUUUUGGAAAACGUGGAGUUUCAUCGACGCGGUCGAGCGACGCUGUAUCGACACAUAGAGGGACUUCUACAAGGUCUUGGUGCCGAUGGAAGAACGUGCCUAUUAAAAAUGCUAUGCGAAAUGGGGCAGUCCCAUAAUAAUGCUCAGGGUGCAUUCCUUGAAGAAAUUUUGAGAGCCGUAUUCACGUUACCAAAAUCUUCUAAACCAGAUGACGUCGAUAAAGAGUACGACACAGCACAUUCAGCUCAGGGUUCCUGCGAAAAACUGUAUCCCUGUAAUGGGGAACCCGACAUUAUUUUUAUAAACAUGGUGUUGAAGGUAGUUCUUAAAACAUGUUGCGUUUUAUUUUUGUGUGGUUUAGUGACACUUUUGUGGAGUAAAAGUAGUAGGAAUCUGAACAGUAUUGAAGUGUUCAAUGAAACUUGUUCAACGAACGGUUCAGUGAACGAGUCACGUAGACGGACGCUGUCUAGGAGAAAACGUUUCUUAGUGUUCCCGGAAGGGAGUUCUUUACAAUUAGUUUUCUGCGUCCAAACUGCUGCACUCAUACCGAUAGGUGACAUCUUCCUCUACGGUAACACUGCAGCGUUAGCGUGGAAUCUACCCACAGAUCCUAAACUCCUUCUCAUGUUGAAAGAGAAUGAGAAGAGCGGGCAGAGAAGAGUGGACGAGAGCAAUGUAUACUAUCUUGAUGAUAAGGGAAAACUGAUCGCUAAAGUGCCUUAUAAAAGACGCACAAUAAUCAACCCAGCUUUCGCCAAACGAAGUAUUGAUGAAAAAACUACUUUCAAAGAGAAAUUAAAGAUAAAGAUAGAUAGAAUGAAGAUGCACGAACGGCAAUCGGGGCGAGAGUAUUUGAAGAAGAAUAACUUUGACCACGAUAGCAUAGAGUUUCAUAGACACAGCAGAGUCGACUUGUACGAAAAAUUAGUGCCGUUUAUAACUGCACUCGGGGCCGACGGUCGACAGUGCGUUCUUCGCAAACUAUGCGAAGCGGCGAAGGCUGCGAGGCAAGGCACAUUCUUGAAGGAGCUACUGCGAGUUGUCUUUACAUUACCAAAAGGAAGAGAGUUUGAAGCAGACGAACACAGAGAUUACGACAGAGCCCACUCGGUUGGAGACGACUGUGCCUCGCUGUACCCCGGGUGUGACCAGUUCGAUGUUCCUGUACAGUUUAAUCUGAACUAA